This is a messenger RNA of Triticum turgidum subsp. durum (durum wheat), 417 nucleotides long. Lineage: Eukaryota; Viridiplantae; Streptophyta; Magnoliopsida; Poales; Poaceae. The record is from the annotation of a GenBank genome assembly.
AUGGCGUCCCAGCUGGUUGAGAGCCACCGUGCCGGCGCCGAGGUCCACAAGGGGAACGAUAUCUGCAAGAAGAAGACCGUCGAGCUUCUCGAAGUGCUUGGCCUCCCGAAAGGCCUCUUUCCUAUGGAUGACAUCGAGGAGGUCGGGCACAACUGUGAGAGUGGGUUCGUGUGGAUACUUCAAAAGAAUAAGAAAAAGCACAUGUUCAACAAGCUCAACCAGACCGUCUUCUACGACACUGAGGUGACCGCUUUUGUGGAAAAGGGCAAGAUGAAGAAGGUCACCGGGGUCAAGGUCGAGGAGUUUUCUUUGGUCGAGGUCUAUGUGGAUGAGUCUUCUGCUGAUAAGGUCACCAUCAAGACCGACACCGGCCUGUCUGACACCCAUGAUGCGGCCGUGUUCGCUCUCGGAGAAUAG